Molecule: messenger RNA, 1817 nt
Organism: Ceratosolen solmsi marchali
Lineage: Eukaryota; Metazoa; Arthropoda; Insecta; Hymenoptera; Agaonidae
Product: bifunctional ATP-dependent dihydroxyacetone kinase/FAD-AMP lyase (cyclizing)
Exons: 10
Coding region: 66-1799 (577 amino acids)
Biological process (GO): glycerol catabolic process
Cellular component (GO): cytosol
Molecular function (GO): glycerone kinase activity
Source: RefSeq, a predicted model, not a curated record
UUAUAUUUAAAUAAUACAUUUUGCGAUUUAUGAUUUUUAGUUAAAUAUUAUUUUAAGCUUGAAAAAUGGCAAAAAAGAGUUUGAUAAAUUCUAUUGAUGGCAUGGUGAAUGAAUCUUUAAUUGGUUAUACUUUAGCAUAUCCACAACUCGAAUUACAUUCACCAAGAGUUGUUUUAAAAGCUGGAUGGAAUGAAUUGGAUAACAAAGUAGCGAUUGUAAGUGGAGGGGGUAGUGGCCAUGAGCCAUUUUCAGCAGGUUUUGUUGGCGCUGGUAUGUUGUCGGCAUCAAUUUCUGGUUCGGUAUUUGCUUCACCACCUUCGGGUCACGUGCUUCAUGCAAUUAAGUGUGCCUCGGCAAACAAUAAUAAUGCUGGAUGUCUCGUAAUUAUCGCUAAUUAUACGGGAGAUUGCUUAAAUUUUGGAUUAGCUAUUGAAAAGGCACUGGGGCAAGGCUUGAAAGUUGUGCAAGUUACAGUUGGCGAUGAUUGUAGUAUUCCCGAUAAUGAAUUGGGCAAAGUAGGAAAAAGAGCUUUGCCCGGUAUUAUAUUGGUGAUAAAAAUUGCGGGAGCUAUGGCGCAAAACGGUUACUCUAUCGACGAAGUAGCGAAGAAUGCUCAAUUAAUAGCUAAUAAUACAGCAUCGUGUUCAAUUGGUUUAACGGCAUGCAAAAUUCCUGGCGAGGGUCCUAUGUUUGAGCUUCCAGACGAUGAAAUUGAAUUUGGCCAGGGCAUACAUGGUGAAGCGGGAUAUAAAAGAAUAAAAUUACAGCCCGUUUCUAAAAUUGUAUCACUUAUGAUUAAUGUAAUCAUUAAAUCCCUUAAGAUUGUCAAAAGAGACUCGGUAGUUAUAUUAAUAAACAAUUUUGGUGGGCUGAGUCAAUUGGAACAAGGAAUUGUUGUAAAAGAGGUCGUUACGCAACUUCAGAAAAUGGAAAUAAUUCCUGUUCGAGUUUAUUCCGGACUCCUAAUGACAUCUUUAGACAGUGCAGGCGUGCAUCUAUCUAUUCUGAAGCUUCCGGAAAAUGAUAUAAAGUCAAUUUUAUAUUUUCUUGACGAAAAAACAGAAGCUCCUGGAUGGCCAGGUUGUUCUUAUAGUAUUGCACUCUCGAAUCAUCAAGAUAUAAUGAUCGUGCAGGAAAAAAUGAGUCAAAUGAAGGUUGGACCAUCAUUAAAUAAUUACCAGGAGCAACUAUUAAGGGCCUGUUUGCAAAAAAGUUGUAAAGCAAUUAUUGAGAAAGAACGGAGUAUUAAUGAGUUAGAUAGCGGUUGCGGUGACGGGGAUUGCGGUACAACACUUAAAAAUCUUGGCGAAGGAGUGCUAGCGGCAAUUGAUAAAUUAAUCGUAUCUCACCCAUCCUCGUUAAUGUCCGAGUUAGCGAAUAUUGCUGAAGAACGAAUGGGAGGUACAUCGGGUGCUCUAUACAGUUUGAUGUUCACAGCCGCCGGGUCUGCUUUGUCUAAUAGUGAUAAUACGGAAAGUUGGCUUGAAAUUUGGGCUCGAGCUUGGCGUGCAGGAAUUAAUGGCAUUAUGAAAUAUAGUAAAGCUGUACCAGGAGAUAAAACAAUGAUUGACGUUUUAUAUCCUUCGUUAAAUGAGCUGGAAAAGGACUUAACGCUUCCUUAUAAAAAAGCGGCAGUGCAAGUGGCCAAAGUGGCUACCAAAUCGGCCGAGGAAACGAAAAAUAUGAUUCCCAAGAUUGGGCGAGCGAGUUACGUAAAACAAGGAGAAUAUUUAAAAAAUAUCGACGCAGGAGCCUUCGCUGUCUCCAUUUGGAUAAAUUCUAUAACAGAGUGCUUAUAAAAUCUUUAAGAUGUCUAA